Messenger RNA from Dryobates pubescens (Downy woodpecker), 731 nucleotides. RefSeq names its product adaptor related protein complex 5 subunit sigma 1 (gene AP5S1). NCBI's taxonomy places the organism in Eukaryota, Metazoa, Chordata, Aves, Piciformes, Picidae. Gene Ontology annotation, biological process: double-strand break repair via homologous recombination; endosomal transport. Bases 36 to 638 code for a protein of 200 amino acids. The record is from RefSeq and is a predicted model, not a curated record. Gene Ontology annotation, cellular component: late endosome; AP-type membrane coat adaptor complex; lysosome. The transcript is spliced from 2 exons.
GCCCGGGCGCGGGCCGGGGGUCCCGCGGCGCUGCCAUGGUGCGCGCGCUCGUGCUGCUGGCGCUGGGCGGCCCCGAGACCCCCGGCCCCGCCCCUUCGGGCCGCGCCCCCUGCCGCGUGCUGUACGCGCGAACCUUCGGAAGCCCUCCCGAGCCGGGGACCCCCCCCCGGCAGCGCCUUCGCCGUAAGGAGCAGCUGCUGGCCGUGGCCAGACAAGUGGCCUCCCAGUGCCGCCUCCUCCAGUCGUCCUCAGCUCGCCCCUUGUCCCCCCAACUCCCCCAGCUCCCAGACGACCCCAUCCCUCUCCAGGACGCCCCAGGGGGGCUUUUCCAGCUGCCCCCUGGCGACCCCUUCCCCGAGAGGGUGACAGUGGCCUGGCUGUCAGUGGUGGCCGUCGCCUUGGCCUUGGUUUGUGACCCCCAGGAGAACCUUUCGCUGGCCGAGAUCACCUUACGCCGCUUGGCUCCUCGUCUGCUCCACUCCCUGCACCUCCUGGGCCCCGGUGCCGAUGUCCUGCUGCGACCUGAGGUGGCUGAUGGGCUCCUGGAUCGGCUCCUGCCUCAUGGGGAGAUGCUUUUCCUCAACCAGCAUUUCCUCCAAGCUGUAGACCGAGAGCUGGGCAUCAAAAUAGUUCGUUGAGCUGAGACUCAGCAUCGUGCUGGGGGGGAGAGGGGCUGAGCCCCAAGGGGGGGAUGGUCCAGAGCCAAGUGGCUUGAGAAUAAAAGAGCAAAG